Messenger RNA from Orbilia oligospora ATCC 24927, 1521 nucleotides. RefSeq lists its product as uncharacterized. The transcript has 2 exons. The record is from RefSeq and is a predicted model, not a curated record. Bases 1 to 1521 code for a protein of 506 amino acids. NCBI's taxonomy places the organism in Eukaryota, Fungi, Ascomycota, Orbiliomycetes, Orbiliales, Orbiliaceae.
AUGAGAGCGACUUUAGAAUCCCUUCCCGUCGACGUGAAACUCUUAAUCCUUCUAAACAUCCCGGAUUAUUUAUCCCUCCAGGCCUUAACUUCAGUUUCCAAUGGCUUCGCAACAACAUACAAACACUACGAAUCCCUAGUCUCCACAGAACCUCUAUACGCCGACGCAACAAUCUACGAAAAGGAAUCCUUCUUCCUUGCCUGCUAUUCCGAACUUCUAAACCGUCCGGCAGGAAGCAACCCCAUAAAAUGGCAAAAAUUCCGAAAAAUCGUCAGUUCCUACGUCGACGCCGAAAAAACCUUUUGGUAUUCGGAUUACAUAUACAGAACCUACCGACAAGAGUUUCUCGACCGAGGGGAGGAAACCAAAAAACGAUUGGUGGAGAACCAUAAAGCAAUUUUACAACAUUGCGAAUAUUUUAUAAAAACGGAGAGAUAUCCUAGGUUAUUCAGAGAUAGAGAUGCAACUACAGACCGAAAGUUCGAUAGGUGCAAAGGAGAAAGAUCCGUUACAUUAGAAGAAAGGAGUCGUAUUGUGCGCGCAUUUUACAGACUUUGGGUAUUGAUUGUUAUAUACACUUCUGAAACCGAUGGAGGGUUCGGCGAUACCCCGUGGUAUACCUACGACGACAGUUUACAUGCGCUAUUAGCGCAUUGGGGGUUUUGGAGGGUGAAGCAUAUCCAGAUAGUCGCUAUGCAUCUACGAGAGCAGAUGAGGCCUAUCUUUAAACAGUUUCAAUCAGAUAACAAAGAAUUACUCGAAAAAUUCUCGGGUAAUUAUCUUUGGGAGGGACGAUCGUAUCCAGAUGGGAGACCAUAUGGAACUGACGAGGUUCGAAAAGCUGAAUACUUCUACCAAAAAUUCCACUUCUCCGCCUUCCUCCUCAACUCCUUCCCCCGCUCUUCCCUCCCCUUUCUACAACCCCACACCCCCACUACCCUCUCCACAAUCUUCACCCCUCUCUCAUCACUCGUCUGCGACGCCACAGAAUCAGUAACCCGCAGAAAUACAACCGAAAACACCAAUCGCCUCUACAACUGUCUCUUCUUCGCAGACCGAGUCUUCGAUGAAUUCCGGCUAACAGCAAUAAACACCCUCUCCAACAUCUCAAAAAUAAAGAGAGAAGACACAUAUCUAGUUUCAAACUCAUUCUCCGACCCAGCAACGCCCAGCUCCAGAAAACGAGUUUGUAGACCCCAAAGACAUGGCGCUUACCAUAAAUACUAUAUAAAACGAGGGCCAGAGGCCGCAUUAAUCGCUUGGCAAGGGUUGGAGUUAAGUAAUCCCAACUCCGAGGACUCCGAUUAUUAUGCAGCGGUCUGGGAUGAUUCGCGAUUGAAAGAAUGGGGGUAUGGGCUUCCGGUUUUUGAAAGGCGCCCGUGGGAUAUACGGCGCAUGACCGAUAGGAUGGUUCAGAAAUUUGAUGCAAUGACUACAAUGGAUGAGAGUAUACCACGGUCCCCACUGCCGGGGAAGGAGACGUUCAGUAUCCCCCAAACCCGUUAUCGGUGGAGAUCCUGA